GCAAAGUAUGAGGUUGCAACGGAUGAAGUAACCUGGAAAGCAGCAACCCUCUUCUCUGCACUUUCAAUUUCGUUUCCCGCUUUCCUCCCUUCUUCCUUUCCGCUCUCUCAGCCUUUUAUCAUCCCUUGGGAAUCUUUCAUCAAAUUAUUUAUUUCCUUACUUUGAGGUGCCGUUGAUUUUUUGAUGGUAUUCAUUAUUUAAGUAAUUUACUCAAAUCCCGAGUCUGAAAAAGAGUUGUUUGAGGGAGUGUUAAUCCUUUCCGGGAAAAUGCAGACAAGGUAUAUGGAAAGAUCUUCCAGUAUGGUUCGGGAAAAACGGGUUCUUAAUCCGGGUUGCACUGAAGAAUCUCAGCCUGCUAAAAAACGCCCUGCCCUUGCCAGUGCGGUUGUUGAAGCUCUGAAGGUUGACAGCAUGCAAAAACUUUGCUCAUCACUGGAGCCAAUUCUUCGCAGAGUUGUCAGUGAAGAAGUGGAGCGCGCUUUAGCAAAGUUGGGUCAUGCCAAACAUAACUCAAGGGUUUCUCCAGAAAGAAUAGAAGGGCGAGGUGUUAGAAGCUUAAAACUCCACUUUAGGUCCAAACUGUCCCUACCCCUCUUCACAGGAGGAAAGGUAGAGGGAGAACAUGGUUCUGCCAUUCAUGUUGUUCUGCUUGAUGGUGAAACUGGAUGUGUUGUGACAUCAGGUCCAGAAUCCUCAGCCAAACUGGACAUUGUUGCCCUAGAAGGAGAUUUCAACUAUGAAGAUGAUGAAGGGUGGAGUCAAGAAGAGUUUGAGUCUCACAUAGUGAAAGAGCGUGAAGGGAAGAGGCCACUUCUUACUGGGGACCUGCAAGUGACCUUAAAGGAAGGGGUAGGCACCGUUGGUGAAUUGACUUUCACUGACAACUCUAGCUGGAUCAGGAGUAGAAAGUUCAGAUUAGGUGUGAAGGCUUCACCAGGUUGGCAUUGUGAGAGCAUUCGGAUUCGAGAGGCAAAAACCGAGGCCUUUACUGUCAAAGAUCACAGAGGAGAAUUGUACAAGAAACACUACCCUCCUUCAUUGAAUGAUGAAGUAUGGAGGUUGGAAAAGAUAGGUAAGGAUGGAUCUUUUCACAAGAGGCUAAACAAAUAUGGAAUACGCACGGUGGAAGACUUUCUACGACUUGCUAUCAGAGACACACAACAGCUUCGGCAUAUAAUGGGAAGUGGGAUGUCAAACAAGAUGUGGGAAACUCUCGUGGAGCAUGCAAAGACAUGUGUUCUAAGCGGUAAACUUUAUGUAUAUUAUCCUGACGACACGAGGAAUAUCGGGGUUCUAUUUAACCAUAUCUAUGAAUUUUGCGGACUGAUUGCUGGUGGACACUAUAAUUCUAUUGAUUCUCUUUCCGAUAAUCAAAAGGUGUAUGUGGACAGCUUAGUGAAGAAGGCCUAUGAUAAUUGGAUGCAUGUGGUUGAAUAUGAUGGCAAAUCACUCUUAAACCUCAAUAAGAGUUCAGUUUCUCCAAAUGACCCCCUACUUGCUUCACACAACCCUUCACACUCUCUCCCUAAUCGCCUUUGUCUACCAACUCUCCCGUCUUCAUGUCAGCCUUCUGUGGCCCUGGAACCCCCAAACGUUGGAGGGUACAUUGACAGUUUGAGUGGGAAAGUUGCAAUGCAGUCUCACCAGAACAUGAGUCGCAUAAAUGUUCCUUUUGUGAAUCAGUCUAUGAUAUGUAUGGCACCACAGACUGCGAUGGCUCUUACACCUCAACCGUCUUCAACCUUAAAGAAUUUUCUGACUCCUCCAACUGCCACGACGAGCUUCCCUUGUGAUCAUAAUAACUUCUUGACAGAGGAAGAAUUAAGGUUAAGGAGUCAUGAGAUGCUUGAAAAUGAAGACAUGCAACAUCUCCUCCGUACUUUCAGCAUGGGUGGCCACCACAGUCACGCUUCUACUACCAGAAAUCAUAAUGAUGAGGAUGUCAGAGAAGAGUGUCGGGACAACCCCGAUCCUUAUGCAUCAUCUUUAAAAUACACUGUGAUGAUGUCAUCACCCAAUAUGCUUUCAUCGGCCUAUCAGUCUGGGGGAGAUAAUCGGAGGUCAUGUUCAUCAUCAUCAUCAUCACCAUCAGGGAAAGCUGUUGUUGGUUGGUUGAAGCUUAAAGCAGCAUUGAGAUGGGGAAUCUUCAUCAGAAAGAAAGCUGCUGAGAGGAGGAGGUGGAAAGCGCAAAUUAUUGAACUGGAUGAUGAUGAAGAAGAUAGCUUUUGGUAGUUAGAUACAUAGAUCAAUAGAUGUGUGUAUGUUGAUAAGUUGUUCUUACUUAGUUCCACUUUGCUGCUUAGUGUUGAUGAUGAAGGCACAUUGUACAGAGAGCUCUCUGACAUCACCAAAAAUAACAGAGGACUUUCUCAUCACAAAUUCACAAUGCAAUGUCCUUGAACUCUCCCUCCCUCCCUCCCUCAAUCCCUCCCUCCCUCAAUCCCUCCCUCCCUCCCUCCCUCUCUCUGAAGAAUAUGCUAGAAUGCUAGACAGAAAAUAU
Messenger RNA from Cuscuta epithymum, 2500 nucleotides. NCBI's taxonomy places the organism in Eukaryota, Viridiplantae, Streptophyta, Magnoliopsida, Solanales, Convolvulaceae. The record is from the annotation of a GenBank genome assembly.